Messenger RNA from Helianthus annuus (common sunflower), 1130 nucleotides. RefSeq names its product cytosolic sulfotransferase 12. Gene Ontology annotation, molecular function: sulfotransferase activity. The record is from RefSeq and is a predicted model, not a curated record. Bases 1 to 990 code for a protein of 329 amino acids. Gene Ontology annotation, cellular component: cytoplasm. The transcript has a single exon. Gene Ontology annotation, biological process: sulfation. NCBI's taxonomy places the organism in Eukaryota, Viridiplantae, Streptophyta, Magnoliopsida, Asterales, Asteraceae.
AUGGAGACACCCCACCCUCCAGAGCCAAAAUAUUUGAAAGAUGAAGAAGUGAGUCAAGAAUGCAUGAGUCUACUUUCCACUCUUCCCUCUGAAAGUGGAUGGCUUUCUAAGAAAUUACACAAUUACCAAGGGUUUUGGCAUAAUGCUAGGCAGUUGCAAGGAGUCAUUUCAUGUCAAAAACACUUUCAAGCUCAAGACACCGAUAUUCUUCUUGUCACCACUCCCAAAUCAGGAACCACUUGGUUAAAGGCCAUCUUGUUCAGCCUAGUAAACCGUACCCGUUUCCAGCAAACCGAAGGCGAUCACCCAUUACUAUCAAAUAGCCCACAUGCGCUCGUGCCAUUCUUGGAGCUUAAGCUCUAUGUCGAUGGUGAGACUCCGGAUCUUUCAUCCUUCGCAUCUCCAAGACUCUUUUCCACUCAUUUACCGUAUAUAUCAUUACCAAAAUCCGUCCAGGAUUCAAAAUGCAAGCUUGUUUAUCUUUGUAGAAACCCUAAAGAUACUUUUAUAUCUUUGUGGGCUUUCACAAACAAGUUGAAGCUCCAGGAAAUAAGGACUAAUUCAAUUGAAGAAGUUUUUGAGAAGUUUUGUGAAGGGAUAAGCUUGUGUGGACCGUUUUGGGAUCACGUGUUGGGUUAUUGGAAGGAAAGCUUAAAGAAUCCAGAGAAGAUUUAUUUUCUGACGUAUGAAGAGAUGAAAGAGCAACCAGAUCUUCAUUUGAGGAAACUAGCUGAUUUUUUAGGGUGCCCAUUUUCGUCCAAAGAAGAGGAAGAAAGGGUGGUUGAUGCUAUUUUGGAUAUUUGUAGCUUCGACAAAUUGAGUAAUCUGAAGGUGAACAAGGAAGGGAAGCUUCCAUCCGGAGAAAGUAACAAUGCAUAUUUUCGAAAUGGUCAAGUUGGUGACUGGAAAAACUAUCUGACCGCAGAAAUGGCACAACGUCUUGAGAAGAUUUGUGAAGAAAAGUUUGAUGGCUCGGGUUUAAAGUUUUAGUUUUCCUUUUGUGUGUGUGUUUUUGUUCUCGAAUGUUUGUUCAAAUAAUUCCAUUCCAUGUGUGAUCUUGGACACUAAAUCAGUGUCGAAUUUCGUUUUAGUUAAGCUGCAUUCUGACUUUUGUUUUUGGAAAACACAAA